AUUUGUGGGUUUUUUAUGUAUUUCUGCCCAUCUUGCAUGUUGUUAUUUGUGUUGGUGGCACUGUUUGCACCAUUUGGUGUGUGUACAUAUGCAUGUGUGUGCGUGUGUGUGUGCGUGUGCUCCCUGAUCACGCUGUGGUCAUUGAUCAUUAGCUAUCUUUCUGGGCUCGGGUUGACACUCUUCGACCGUUGAUUAUGGAGUCGGGAAAGGAGCUGACGGGAACGUUGGCGUUGGCGGUGUUCACCGCCGCUCUGGGCUCGCUGCAGUUUGGCUACAGCAUGGGAGUCAUCAACGCGCCGCAGCGGAUUAUCGAGAGGCACUAUGGACGCUCGCUGGCCGUGUUGUCCCCAGAGGCUGCCGUCCUGUCUCCAAACAGAACCGCAGACAUGUUUCAGGAGGAGGAAUCGGGAACGCACUCGUCCGUGGUCAUGUACUGGUCUCUCUCUGUGGCCAUCUUCUCCGUCGGGGGCAUGGUCUCCUCCUUCCUGGUGGGAUUCGUGGGAGACCUGAGAGGCCGGGUCAAGGGCAUGCUGAUGGUCAACGUUCUGGCUGUGGCCGCUGGUCUCCUCAUGGGGCUGUGCAAGAUGUGGAAGCCUCACGUCAUGGUCAUCACGGGCCGCGCCAUCAUGGGGUUUUACUGCGGCUUGUCGUCUGGCCUUGUGCCCAUGUACAUUGGAGAGAUUGCACCCAAAGCUUACAGGGGGGCCUUGGGUACUCUGCACCAGCUGGCUAUUGUCAUUGGUAUCCUCAUCAGCCAGGUCAUAGGCUUGGACUUUAUCCUGGGUAAUGACGACAUGUGGCCCUUGCUGCUGGGUCUCUCCGGGGCCCCUGCCGUCUUGCAAUCCCUUCUGCUGCCGCUGUGCCCCGAGAGCCCGCGCUACCUUUACAUCCUACUGGGCAAGGAACGAGAGGCUCAGGAAAGUCUGUAUCGCCUGAAGGGGGCGUAUGACGCAUCUGCUGAUCUGGAAGAAAUGAGGAGGGAGAAAGAGGACGCCGACAAGGAGCCUCGGGUCUCCAUCCUGUCUUUGAUCUGCUCCUCUGUGUACAGGCGCCAGCUCUUUGUGGCCCUCAUGAUGCAUCUGUCGCAGCAGUUGUCGGGCAUUAACGCGAUCUUUUACUAUUCCACAGCUAUCUUCGCUCAGGCCGGCAUCAGUCAACCCGUCUACGCCACCAUCGGCGUUGGCGUCAUCAACACCAUCUUCACCCUGGUGUCUGUUGCACUGGUGGACCGGGCCGGCAGGCGCACCCUGACCUUGGUGGGCCUGGGCGGCAUGUGCUGCUGCGCCAUCGCCAUGACGGUUGGCCUCAAAUUCCAGGAAGAGUACUCCUGGAUGAGCUACUUCAGCAUGGCGGCCAUCUUCCUCUUUGUCAGUUUCUUUGAGAUCGGGCCGGGUCCUAUCCCGUGGUUCAUCGUGGCCGAGCUGUUCAGCCAGGGUCCUCGGCCGGCGGCCAUUGCUCUGGCCGGCUGCUGCAACUGGACCAGUAACUUCCUCGUAGGCAUGACCUUCUCGUACAUACAGGCCUGGCUGGGUCCGUACGUGUUCAUCCUGUUUGCCGCGCUGCUGUUCGGCUUCACCUUGUUCACAUACCUGCGAAUGCCCGAGACCAAGGGCAAGGCCUUCGAGGAGAUUGCCGCCAUAUUCCAAAAGGGGCGGAAAAAGGCGCCGCGCUAUGCCAUAGAUGGCGUAGAAUUGCAGCAGCUCAAAGCAGCGACACAUGCUUGAGGAUUGUGUUUGGUUCUUCCGAUUAGUAUUAUCAUGAUUAACGCAUUAAUGCAAUGAAAUUUACAAUGCCACUCCAACCAAAUGCAAAGGCUGCAAAAAAACCCAACAAAAAAACCUAACAGCAAGCCAAACUGCAAUUGCAAUGAGAGAGAAUGGUUUACCUCCAGCAAGUCAGUAUUGUCUUUAUUUUCUAACAUCAUCAUGAAGCUCCAAUGUAAGAUGGAGUAUUAGGGCCACGCCGAAAAGAACAUUUAAAAAAUUCCUAAAAGUUGUAAUAUUAUGAAAUCGUUAAUUACGGAAAAGAACGUCUUACUUUUACAAAAUUUACGAUUAAAAGUCAUGAUAUUUUGAGAAACAAAAUGUAAUUUACAGGAAAAAAGUUGCAACGUUUUGAGAAUAAAGUUGUUUUUUCCAAGAAAAAAAGUCAUCGUAAUCUUAGAGGAGUUUUUUUUGUUUUUGUUUUUUUCAUGAGAAAAGUCGGAAUGCGACAGUUGUAAUGUUACAAGCGUAAAGUCAGGUCAUAAUGGCAUGAGAUUAAAGUUGGCGUAAUGCGACAUGGUAAAAGAAUCAAGUUGUAAAAUUACUCGUCAAAAGUUGAGAUAUUACAAAAAUAAAGUUUGUAGAAAAAAACAGAGGUAAUAUUACGAGAAAAGUUCAUUGUUAUUUUCCAAGGAAAAAAAAAAAAAGAA
Messenger RNA from Dunckerocampus dactyliophorus (ringed pipefish), 2413 nucleotides. It is a transcript of the gene slc2a2, whose product is annotated as solute carrier family 2 member 2. Gene Ontology annotation, cellular component: brush border; membrane. The coding region runs from base 195 to 1724 and encodes 509 amino acids. Gene Ontology annotation, biological process: monosaccharide transmembrane transport. The record is from RefSeq and is a predicted model, not a curated record. The transcript is spliced from 12 exons. NCBI's taxonomy places the organism in Eukaryota, Metazoa, Chordata, Actinopteri, Syngnathiformes, Syngnathidae. Gene Ontology annotation, molecular function: hexose transmembrane transporter activity.